Messenger RNA from Acipenser ruthenus (sterlet), 1821 nucleotides. RefSeq names its product NAD(P)(+)--arginine ADP-ribosyltransferase 2-like. Bases 79 to 843 code for a protein of 254 amino acids. The transcript is spliced from 4 exons. NCBI's taxonomy places the organism in Eukaryota, Metazoa, Chordata, Actinopteri, Acipenseriformes, Acipenseridae. The record is from RefSeq and is a predicted model, not a curated record. Gene Ontology annotation, molecular function: NAD+-protein-arginine ADP-ribosyltransferase activity; NAD+ poly-ADP-ribosyltransferase activity.
CUUGAGUGUUUGAAGAGACAGGCUGCUGGACUGCAUUACAAUUGACAGAGUAUCUAAACUAACAGGACAGUGAAGAAGAUGGCUGCAUCUCUCUUGAAAUUCUGCUUCCUUCUCCUAUUGGCCGCUCGGUUUGUGGCCCCUAAACCGAAUUAUUUCCCGAAUUCUCCAAUACUGAUGGACUUCGCAAAACAUUCCCUGGACGAUCAAUAUAAAGGCUGCAGAGACAAAAUGUUACAGAAAGUGCGAAAAGUUUACCUGCCUAGAGAAUUGAAACAGAACCCAAAAUUUAAUUUAGCCUGGUCCAAGGCAAAAUCAGCACUGCAAUACAAACCUCUUGGAUAUCUGACUCUAGAACAAGCCAUGGCCAUCUACACUUACACGAUGCAGGGCGUUUUCAGCGACUUCAACGCAGCGGUCAGAAACGGUGGUGGAAACAAUUACAAGGCGUUUCCAUUCAAGGCGCUGCAUUUUUACUUAACCGAUGCCCUGAAGAAGCUGCGAUCCAAAUAUAAAAACUGUUAUAAUGUGUACAGGGGUGUUUCCAAGCCUACAAGCGUGGGUAUCGGUAAAACUGUCCGCUUCGGCCAGUUCACCUCCACUUCAAGAAGCCAACAAAAAGCCAUGCAAUUUGGAAGCGGAACAGUUUUCCACAUGCGGACAUGCCAGGGCGUGGCGGUUCAAAGUUAUUCCAUGUUCCCAAAUGAAGACGAGGUGCUGGUGCCGCCGUUCGAGAGGUUCCGAGUGGUGAGCGUCAACGGGAAUCGAAUCAGACUGAAACGACUGCCAAAAACCAAAAGCAUUUAUAACUGUUUGGCAGUGCAUAAAGGAAAAAAACACGGGUGAUGUCAGAGUUGAAUCUACAGUCACGUGACACAAGUCAUGAGUCAUGUGACCAAUGCAGGCUGCAGAAUACAGAUAUUCAAUCUUCAUUCAUUCAUUGUGGGCUGUUUGCUAUGCUCUGUAUUAACCAUUGUAUAUAAAAUCAGAUCAGUCCAUAAGGUUUACCUUGACCAAUCAUUACUCCAACAUGGAAAAUCUCCUCAGGUUACAAAUGUAGAAUUCAUAUACAGUCAAACCUGCUCAUGAGACCUUCACCUUUAUUUAGAGAUACCACCUGGUCUAAGUGACCACUUUAAACUCCUCCCAAUUAUAUAUGUGUGCUUUUAUUUACCUGUAUUAAGAGACCACCUGUCUAACAUGACCAGUGAACACAAUCCUCUUACCCAACAGUGGACUCAAACCUGUAUUUAGCAACCAUUUUAAUCAGCUUUUAUCUGUAAUCAAUAAACAUACUAUUAAAACAACAGCAGCGCUCUCUUGUAAAGGAAGAGAGAAAACAUGGAGAAAUGAAAGGUCCUUCUCACCAUAGAUGACAGAGUUAGUUAUGAACUUGGAAAGACAGAAAGUGACAAAAAUUUGGCAUUGGAAAGACAGAUACAGAACAUUUUGAAACACAAAGGAGAACUGUGCCUAUUCAUUGCUUUCACAAAAUAAUUUGCUUUGUAAAUGCAUUAGUAUAUAAAUGAAUGUAAUUCAAUUACAGUACUUCAUUUUGUUCAUAUUCCAUCUUUACAGUACAUUUUUAAAACAUACAUACAUAAUUACAGGAAGGCAUGUCAGAGACAAAUAGAAAAUGUAUGGCCCCUCUUUAAAAAGACCACCUGUGUUAAAAAGAGUUAGUUUAAAAUGUUUAGAUUGUGGAAUGUAAUUUUUCUUUUUUACAGAAAACAAGCACUUGCUUUAUGGAGUCUCACGAUCACUAUCGCUUGGGUUUCUUUCUUUCUUUCUGCAAUAAAAACAGCUUUUUAAGCAUCAUUCAAA